AUGCGAUUCGACCGCGGCCUCCCAUCCGGUGCGGAGGUCUGCAAUUGGGGGGAGGCUCCUCUCCGCCGCUGGAACCGCUGCGGCGUCGCGGCCUGUGCGAGUUUCCUGCCGGUUCCUCGUCCCUCGGGGAGAGAUUUUGCGUUCCUUGGCAUUACUGUUUGGUGGCAGACACAGCAGAAAUCCAUUCGCAGGAGAGAGAGAGAGAAAUCAAAGAGGAGAGUGAUCAUGGAGCAUGUGAUUGGAGGGAAGUAUAAGCUUGGGAGGAAGAUUGGGAGUGGAUCCUUCGGGGAGUUAUAUCUCGGUGUUAAUAUACAGAAUGGAGAGGAAGUGGGAAUAAAAUUGGAGCCUGUGAAAACAAAACAUCCACAGCUGCACUAUGAAUCUAAAGUUUAUAUGCUACUGCAGGGUGGAAAUGGUAUCCCACACCUCAAGUGGUAUGGUGUCGAGGGGGAGUACAAUGUUAUGGUGAUCGAUCUUCUUGGCCCAAGCUUGGAAGAUUUGUUUAAUUGCUGCAAUAGGAAAUUUUCUAUGAAAACAGUGCUUAUGCUUGCUGAUCAACUGAUAAACCGAGUGGAAUACAUGCAUUCCAAGGGAUUUAUUCAUCGUGACAUCAAGCCAGACAACUUCCUUAUGGGCUUAGGUCGGAAAGCUAAUCAGGUCUAUAUCAUUGAUUAUGGGCUUGCUAAGAAAUACAAGGACCUUCAGACUCAUAAACACAUCCCAUACAGGGAGAACAAAAAUCUGACUGGAACAGCACGUUAUGCUAGUGUGAAUACUCAUCUUGGAAUAGAACAAAGCAGGAGAGAUGACCUGGAGUCUGUUGGCUAUCUUCUGCUGUAUUUUUUGAGAGGAAGCCUCCCAUGGCAGGGUCUUAAAGCUGGCACUAAGAAACAAAAGUAUGACAAAAUUAGUGAAAAGAAAAUGCUUACCUCAGCAGAGGUUCUGUGCAAAUUUUACCCAUCGGAGUUCAUCUCGUAUUUCCACUAUUGUCGCUCCCUGCGAUUUGAAGACAGGCCAGAUUACUCUUUUCUGAAGAAACUAUUUCGUGAUGUAUUUAUCCGAGAAGGAUACCAAUUCGAUUAUGUAUUUGACUGGACUGCGCUGAAGUACCCUCAAAUGGGUUCCAACAACAAGCUUGUUCAACAACCAAGUGCAAGAAUGGCUGGAGUUGGACCAUCAGUUGAGAGAACAGACAAAGCUUCCGUGGGACAAGAGAUCCGGGAUAGAUUCACUGGUGCUGUUGAGGCAUUCGCCAGAAGAAAUCCAGGCUCUGGUCGCCAUGGAGAUCAUUCCAGGCACAAAAGCCUUGCAGAUUCCUUUGGAACAUCCAACGAAGCAGUUGCCGACUCAGAGAAAACGCGCAUCUUGUCCCGGGGAGGAGCUUCGUCCAGCCGGCCGACCUCUUCGGGGGACUGCAGUGACCAGAACCGCCGGUGGGUCUCUGGCAGCAGUGGCGGCAGUGGGCGCCCGUCCACCGCGCAGAGGCUCCACCACUCGGGAGGCGCCGAGAACAGCAGGUCGUCCCCGCGCUCCCCCGUGGCCCGGAACGCGGCCGGGAGAGGAGGCUCUGGCUCGCGGGACAACACGACGUUCCGGAGCCUCGAGCGCCUCUCCAUCACCACCAGCAGGAGGAAGUGA
Messenger RNA from Miscanthus lutarioriparius, 1638 nucleotides. The record is from the annotation of a GenBank genome assembly. Lineage: Eukaryota; Viridiplantae; Streptophyta; Magnoliopsida; Poales; Poaceae.